Vanessa atalanta (red admiral) is the source of this 2824-nucleotide messenger RNA. Its product is annotated as hemicentin-1-like. Bases 299 to 2824 code for a protein of 841 amino acids. Lineage: Eukaryota; Metazoa; Arthropoda; Insecta; Lepidoptera; Nymphalidae. The record is from RefSeq and is a predicted model, not a curated record. The transcript is spliced from 20 exons. Gene Ontology annotation, molecular function: protein binding.
CUGUUAGUGUAUUAGUGACACAACUUACAAACACAUUGUGCUAUAGUGUAAUCCGAAAAUAAUAGUGUAUUGACCACGUGUUUAUGUGAUUUUUAAUUGGAUUUCUGUGAGUUACUUAUCGACUGGUAUUUUUAAGCUGUGGUUGAAAAAUAUAAUCUUAACAUUCGAAGAGUAUAAUGUGGAUACAACGUCGACCGGUCAUGUAGAAAUGUACAUACUCCGUAAAGUAAGCGUGGACCGGACCUAGUGAUCUAGUGUAGUGUAAUGAGUGUAGUGAUGUUAUCGUGAGAACGGGGCAAUGUUGAGGCCGUUUGGUCCAGUUUCGUGGGCCUGGCUGGUGCUCGCGUUAGGCCACACUACGGCCUACACCGACACCGAGGAUUUCCUCAGCGAUUUGGAUAAACCAGUGCCUACGUCAGAUGUUCAAGGGGUGUUGGGAAAGAAAGCGUCACUACCCUGCGACAUCCAGCCUUUGCAUUCAGAUGACGCGGUUGUCAUGGUUCUCUGGUUCAAGGAGUCGGAUGGAGAGCCGCUGUACAGCUAUGACAUUCGAGGUCGAAAUGUCAACCAACCCAAGCUCUGGUCUUCCGCACUGGUCUUCGGCAACCGAGCAUACUUCAGAGGUGGUGCAACACCGGCUGUUCUCAUGGUGGAUAACGUGAUUGCAGCUGAUGCUGGAGUGUAUAGAUGUAGAGUGGACUUCAGGAAUUCGCCGACCAGAAAUUUGAAAGUUAAUUUUACCGUCAUAAUACCACCAAGUCGUCCUACCAUAUACGAUGCAAAGAGACGAGAUAGAACAAAAUUAAUUGAACCUUAUAAUGAAGGAUCCAACGUACUGCUGAUUUGUGAAGUCGACGGAGGAAUACCAAGGCCGAGGGUGACGUGGUACUUGGAGAACGUCGUCAUAGAUGAUUCGUAUGAAGAAAGAAAAGAAGGAAUCACAGUAAACACGCUGACAUUUCCCAACGUUGGUAGACAACACCUCAACGCAAGACUUGUUUGUCAAGCGUCAAACACAAAUCUAGCGCCACCUGAGACCAAAGUCUUAAUAUUGGACAUAAAUUUGAAACCGAUAACCGUGAACAUAUUGACCAAGGAGAAGCAAGUGUCGGCGGAUAAAAGAUACGAAGUGGAGUGUAAGACUACGGGUUCCCGCCCCGAGGCAACUGUCACUUGGUGGAAGAACAAUAGACAACUCAAACGGAUGGCGAAAAACUUUUCUGAGAAUAACGAGACACUCAGCGUUCUGAGCCUCGUCCCGGGCGUGGAAGAUGAUGGCAAAUAUUUGACAUGCCGUGCUGAGAACAAGCACAUACCAGAUUCAGCCAUAGAAGACAAGUGGAGACUUAACGUACACUAUGUACCAAUAGUAGACCUCAAGAUGGGAUCCAAUCUCAACCCUGACGAAAUAAAGGAAGGGGACGAUGUUUACUUCGAAUGCACGGUCAAAGCUAAUCCGAAAACACACAGGCUUGUUUGGUUUCACGACAAUACUGAGAUCUUCCACAACGAAGCCCUCGGUGUUAUACUGAGUGCUCAAAGCUUGGUACUUCAAAGUGUCACGAGAGCUGCCGCCGGCGACUAUACGUGUAUGGCUGCGAAUAGUGAAGGCAAAGGAACAAGCAAUCCUGUGUCACUAUUAGUCAGAUAUGCUCCGGUUUGUGCCGAACGCAGGGACAACGAACUAUUUGGCGCUUUGAAACACGAGACAGUAUCUCUACAUUGUUCGGUCGACGCCAAUCCCGCGCUCGUUUCUUUUCAUUGGACAUUCAACAAUUCGGGAGAGCAAACAGAAGUACCUCCGAGAUUGUACAGCAGUCACGGACACACGUCUACUCUUAAUUACACGCCAACUACAGACAUGGAGUACGGAACGUUGGCUUGUUACGGAGAGAACGCAGUUGGCCAGCAGAAGGUGCCCUGUCUCUUUCAACUCGUUGCUGCAGGUCGUCCUUUCCACUUGCAAAAUUGUACAGUUGCAAACCAAAGUUUGGAUUCGUUGUACGUGGAAUGCGUUGAAAACUUCGAUGGUGGCCUUCCUCAAACCUUCUUAAUGGAACUGCUGGAACUUCCUUCACUCACGGUCCGUUACAAUGUCUCCACAAAUAGAACACCACCCUACUUCGAAGUGCGCGGCCUCCCGCCGGGCGUCAGUUACAGAAUCGACUUAUACGCCGUCAACGCCAAAGGACGUAGCGACGUGUCCACGAUAGAGACCGUCACGUUGAAGGGACAGGCGAAAUUUACUGGUGAAAGCAGCUCAUUGGGAAUGUCUCCAGUAGUCGCAUCGAUAGCAGCGAUGUCUGCUUUAUUGGCAACAGCUGUCUGUGGUGUUCUCGCUAUUCUUUACAAGCGUCAUGCGAAUCGUCACAGACAUUUACCGGCUAAACAUGCACCCUUGAGUGAAGCCAUGUACGCGGAGCGCAGUGGACAAUGCAGUACUCCUGUUAAGGCAGAAGUUCGUACAGUACCUGAUCCAGACCCAGCCGAUGACGCUGAUCCGGAUAUUAUACCUAAUUUGUAUGAGCGAAGGCCUGUAUCCAAUGGGUACAUGAGCCUACAGCGACCACCGUCCAACAGCAAGAUGCGAGAAGCCAGCGAGGAUGCCCGCUCUGAGCCUGACGGCGGCGGGUACUACGCUGACUUCAGAAAAAAAGACUAUAGGAUACCUUUGACUAGUUCAUAUCAUAGUUUAAAUCGCGUCAACAAGGGCGUGAACGCUUGCAGCCCAAGCUCAACGGGCGUGACGUCAUCGCUGACAGCGCACCGGCUCCGACCGGAAGUCGUCACUACGUCGCAUCGGGUGCAGGAGAGCUGUAUAUAA